AUGUCUUUCCACUGCUCCGCCAGCGACAUCGAGUUGAUCGAUGGCCACAUCCUCAAAGCUGUCCUCGACAACGGUGAGGGCGACCAGAAUGAAUCUCACUUCGAUCUGAACGAAUGCAUCGGAAACAACGACGGCCGCUUCGAGUGGGGUGGUGAGAACUUCUCCCACAGCGCCGAGGAAAUUCACUUCACUCUUGACGAGCGCGAGGACGGCCCUGCGGUUCCCAUCCUCCGUGCUCAGCUGGGCAACAUGGAGGGAGAGAUGUGCUACGCUGAUAUCAACCUGGGUGAACGCAUCACCAACAACGGCGGCAACUUGGAAUUCCAGUAG
Penicillium diatomitis is the source of this 330-nucleotide messenger RNA. RefSeq names its product CVNH domain-containing protein. The record is from RefSeq and is a predicted model, not a curated record. The coding region runs from base 1 to 330 and encodes 109 amino acids. The transcript is spliced from 2 exons. NCBI's taxonomy places the organism in Eukaryota, Fungi, Ascomycota, Eurotiomycetes, Eurotiales, Aspergillaceae.